This is a messenger RNA of Neohortaea acidophila, 1014 nucleotides long. RefSeq names its product putative oxidoreductase CipA. The coding region runs from base 1 to 1014 and encodes 337 amino acids. NCBI's taxonomy places the organism in Eukaryota, Fungi, Ascomycota, Dothideomycetes, Mycosphaerellales, Teratosphaeriaceae. The transcript is spliced from 2 exons. The record is from RefSeq and is a predicted model, not a curated record.
AUGUCUCCUCAAUACGCCAAAGACCAGCCCGCGGGCUUCAGCAACCAUAUCAAGAACAUUGCCGUCGUGGGAGCGACUGGCUCUGUUGGCCAGUACAUCGUCGACGCACUCUUGAAAGGCGGAAAGCAUAAUGUGACGGCCAUCACGCGGGCGGAGAGCAAGAGUAAAAUGCCAGAUGGCGUUAAGGCUGCUCCAGUCAACUACGAUGACGAGCAGACCUUGAUCGACGCCUUGACCGGCCAUGACGCCCUCGUGAUCACCAUGGGCAUCCGUGCCGGCGACGCCCAGACCAAACUCGUCAAUGCUGCUGCCAAGGCCGGAGUCCCUUGGAUCAUGCCUAACGAAUAUACUGCGGAUGUCGAAGGUCAAGUGGAAAUGGCAAAGGAAAGUGGAGUCGGAGAUAUUGUCUGGCCAGCCGAGGAACAGAUUGAAAAACUAGGCGUCAGCUGCUGGGUCGGUCUCGUUUGUUCAUUCUGGUAUGAAUACAGCCUCGCCGUCUCUGCCGAUGCCUACGGCUUCGACAUCAAGAACAAGAAAGCCACCUUCUUCGACGAUGGCGAGACCAAGAUCAACGCGUCGACAUGGAAACAGUGUGGACGCGCCGUCGCCGCCGUAUUCUCGCUUCCAAUCCUGCCACAGGACGAAAACGAUGAGGGCCCAUAUCUGAGCAUGUGGAAGAACAAGCAUGUCUUCGUCUCCUCCUUCCUCGUGUCGCAGCGAGACAUGCUCGACUCGCUUCUCCGAGUCACUGGCGACAAGGAGUCCGACUGGACCAUUGAGCAUGAACCAGCCGAGGCCAGGUGGAAGAAGGCUCACGAUGCAAUGCAGGCUGGAGAUUUCAGUGGCUACGUACCACGCAUGUACACCCGGGUCUUCUACAAAGAUGGAUGCGGCGACUUCUCUCACAAGCUGGAUAAUGCCAGGCUUGGCUUGCUUGAGGAGAACCAAGAUGCAGCUACUAAGAGGGCGGUUGACAUGGUGAACAGUGGGUACAAUUACUUUGCGAGGGGUUGA